Molecule: messenger RNA, 2050 nt
Organism: Dermacentor andersoni
Lineage: Eukaryota; Metazoa; Arthropoda; Arachnida; Ixodida; Ixodidae
Source: RefSeq, a predicted model, not a curated record
CAAGCUAACCGAAGUCUGUGUACACUCUCGGUCACGCCAGUUCGGGCAGACACCACUAUUCAACUUGCGACAGCAGCCCGGAUAAAGCCGGCCAAGAUGUCGGCUGUCGCGCCGACGACCGCCAGACGCGCCAACCAGGAGACCCGCAAACGUCACGAAGGCACUCACACCGCCCGUAACGUGCGCCGUGGAGAAGCCGGCACCACCAAGAAAGGACGCGGCGCUCGUUCGGCCACGAAAACGCCGCACAUCGCCACGCCAAGGACAAGAGAGGCUUCCACUGCGAAAAUAGGCGUAGGCCGAGACUCAGCGGCGUCCAAGGGUGAUGCGAGAGGCAGUGGGCGCAGCAGUUUUCCACACUCCGGGACGACGAAGGGGCAGAGCCCGGUGGAGGAAAGGACAGUGCACUCGGACGGCCAGUUGGCCGAUUCGAAGACAGAAGAUGGAGGGUCACUUCGCCGGGUUCAUAAGUCACGUUCUGGGAAAAACGCAGAUGAAAGCCACGCCACUUCGUCUGCUUCCAGGCCGCCACCUGACGCUUCAGCCAAGAGCACUGCAGCUGAGAUGAGACAUCCAUCGCCACUUGAGCAAAGCCGAGGAGAAAAUCGAGCGAAUCCGUCCAGCGCUGCGCCAGCCGGUGGGGUUUCAAUUGGAGCAGAACAUUCGUCGCAUCCCGGACGAAGCGGAGCCGCAGCGGUAGCCAGCGGCGCGGAAACAUUCAAAGCACACGAUCAGACGGCGUCCUCCGGGAUCACUCGAGUUCCCCGCUUGGCGGAAGAGGCGUCGGCGCGCCACGGCGUCAACGUCACAGUGGUGCAGCUGUCCACUCCCGAGUCACGAGGAGCAGCUUCAAAUGAGACGGCAAAUUCACCCGCUGCCAGGCACGGCGAAGCCGACGCAGAAUUUGAUGCUUACUCGGACGCAGACCUUCGCGCUCCCAGCCGCCUUGUGUGCACAUCGGGCAGCCGCGCCACCUCGGAGAAGAUGCUGCCUCCGGACGGCAUUUGCGACCGGCUCUUUUACACCGAUGUCGUGUGGCGCGAGAUGGCCGUGCGCGGCAGCCGGGACCAGCCGAGCUGGGAAGCCUUUCAGAGGGCUGCCAGGGCAGCCACCAAGACCGGACAUGGUCUUUCCGUCGACUAUGGACAAGCUGAUAAGUUUUUCGCAACUAUGACGACGUCCAUCGGGGAAAAAAAACUGCGCGAACUGUUUGACGGCAAGGUGACGCACUACGGCGUGCUCAAGGCCGACGCGACAGUGGGGCAACUUUUGGAGGACAUCCACGGGAAGCUGGGGGUACUAAAGAUUCUGAAACAGUUGCAAGACCAGUUCGCCCGCAAGAACGAAGACAUGCGAGCGAGCCUUGACCUUGUGCUCGGCGUCAAGUUCCGUUCCUACAAGAGCUUGAUUGACAGCAGCCAGCACUCGUCGGCUAUGACGGCAUUGGCCAAUCAUCUCCCAGUCACGAUCUUCGUCGUUCACACGCACAUUCAAGACUGGAAAAUGGGAAGUCAUCCCGCCAUGGGCACUAUUUGGCAGUACGGGAACGACGCCUCCGACAAGCCGAACGAGCCGUCUCUCAAACUCACUGCCAAAGAACUGAGUGUUGCCAGUAUCCCUAUGCGGACCUACGUCAUGCCUUCUUUCACGCUGAUGGUUGCAAAAUCCGAACAGCAACAAAACUCGGACAAGAGCCUGAACGACACCUAUGUAGCUGGGACAGAAUUCACUCAGCUCUGCAGCCACAAAUCAAACGUCUCAAUUAUGAAGGAGGGAAUCAUCAAACAAUCUGUCACAGACCACAACUUGACUUACACUUACGAAGAUGCCGAAACCAUGACUACAAAGGCAAAAGCUUUUUUCAAGCUAUACAACCAUGCACGUCAAGGGUGGGCCGUGUUUGACACAGACUAUGAUGACUACGACAACAGCUGUGGAGACGGCAGUUUCAACAGGCUAACGACCUUCAAAGCAACACUAGACGAGUGGCCGUCACACGUGACUGAUAGUAAUAAAGCCUGACAAAUGUACAGAAAUCGACCAUUUGUAU